CAACCUCCUCCUCUUCAACAAAUAAAACACACCUACUAAUAACAACACUUUGCUUAAGAGUUCUCCCAUUGUCUACAAUGGCAAGCAUAGAGGAGCUCGCUCGCUUUGCUAUCGCUGAACAAAACAAGAAAGCGAAUUCAAACUUGGUGUUUGAUAAGGUGAUAUACGAUAUCACGGUGGUGGCGGCCGACGGCGGCCAGAAGAAGGUGUACGAAGCAAAGGUGGCGGUGAAUGAAUCUCAGAACAUAAAGGAGCUUAAAGAAUUCAAGCUUGUUGGCAAUGAAGCCUCCAAGCCUGCAGCUGGUGGCAUCUCUAGUGUCAGUCUCUAAAUUAAUUACCAAAUGGUUUCUAGUCGAGUCUCAAUCAGAUCCCAUUCGGGACAACUUUUCUAAGAACGGUUCCGUAAUAGUUUAAUUAUAUAUAUGCAUGGAUUGCCUAAGUACUGUAUGCAUGCUUGUACGUGGAGAAUAAAGUAUGUGAUUGCCUUCAAAGUUCAUCUGAAUUUGUUGGCAUUUAAUUUGUAAGGGGUGUGAAUAAAACCUAGUCUUGUCCUAUGUUUAAUGACAAGGAAAAUUUGCAGUUACUUUUAAA
Messenger RNA from Ipomoea triloba (trilobed morning glory), 591 nucleotides. Its product is annotated as cysteine proteinase inhibitor-like. The coding region runs from base 78 to 329 and encodes 83 amino acids. The record is from RefSeq and is a predicted model, not a curated record. Gene Ontology annotation, molecular function: cysteine-type endopeptidase inhibitor activity. NCBI's taxonomy places the organism in Eukaryota, Viridiplantae, Streptophyta, Magnoliopsida, Solanales, Convolvulaceae. The transcript has 2 exons.